This is a messenger RNA of Alternaria triticimaculans, 1560 nucleotides long. RefSeq lists its product as uncharacterized. Gene Ontology annotation, molecular function: aspartic-type endopeptidase activity. Gene Ontology annotation, biological process: proteolysis. The record is from RefSeq and is a predicted model, not a curated record. Gene Ontology annotation, cellular component: fungal-type vacuole. NCBI's taxonomy places the organism in Eukaryota, Fungi, Ascomycota, Dothideomycetes, Pleosporales, Pleosporaceae. The coding region runs from base 1 to 1560 and encodes 519 amino acids. The transcript has 3 exons.
AUGUCUGGUUGUGGAGAAGGGCGAGACCAGCCGCAGAACUCCGGUAGUAAUCAACCUGGAGACUUUGAAAAGAUGGCGGAAGCACUAUCGCUCGCUGCGUCAGGGGGCUGGUUUGGUAACGACGGAAGCUGGUCAACGUUCCUGGUUCAAGUAGGGACGCCACCGCAAACGUUUAAUGUGCUACCGGCGACUCAGGCUCAGAACAUCUGGCUUCCGAUUUCCGAUGAGUGUGUCAGACUGCAAGGCGGAUCAGCCUCGUGCGGCAGCUCUCGCGGUGCAUCUCCGUUCCAACAAAGUCCAAGUCCUGGGUUCCAAGCGAACAUGUCGUCGACCUGGGAAGCCAUUGGUCUUUAUGAACUCGGAAUGGGAAGGAUCCACGGAAUCACCGGGAACGGCCUCCAUGGGUUUGAUAGUGUUGCGCUGUAUAACUUCACAUUGGAACAUCUGGCGGUCACCGCGUAUGCCUCGCCCGGCUUCUGGAUCGGACAGAUGGGACUGUCGCCGCUGUCACUAAACUUCUCAGAGACAAUCAGCUCGCCAUCUUUGAUCUCGGCUCUCAAGGAUGAUGGUCAUAUACCCAGUCUGACGUAUGGAUAUCAGGCUGGCGCCCCGUAUCGCAAAACGAAGAUAGCCGCCAGCCUCGUUCUUGGAGGCUAUGAUCUUGCACGUGCAUCAGAGCCCUUGACAAUCGACAUCAACACCGACAUGUCCAGAGCUCUUACAGUCGGUCUCCAGGAUAUCAUAGUAACCGAUUCAUUGAACGGAACACUUUCGCUGGUUGACAAUGAGCGAAUCCUUGCUCCGAUCGAUUCGUCCAUCCCAGAGAUAUGGCUUCCGAAGUCUGUCUGCGAUCGCUUUGAGUCCGUAUUCGGUCUGGAGUAUCAUGAGAGGUCGGGCAGAUACGUCCUCAGGGAUUCGGCCAGGGAUCGACUUCGGGGACUCAAUCCCACCUUGACGUUCACUAUUGGUACCAACGCCUUCACGGGUGGCAACACUACUUUGAUUCAAAUCCCAUAUGCGGCUUUCGAUCUGCAGGCAGGGUAUCCAAUCUUUGCGAAUGCGACGAACUAUUUCCCGAUUCGAAGAGCUGAUAAUGAGAGCCAGUACGCCAUUGGUAGGGCGUUCCUACAAGAAGCUUACAUCGGCGUUGACUUCGAAAAUGGCAUAUUCAACGUCAGCGCGGCGAGAUGGGAUGAUGGGGAAGCUGAUAUAGUAACUAUCCCAGCUGCUGACCGUGAUUCCGAGGUAGCCCGCGGGCAGGGCAUCUCUGGUGGUGCGAUAGCUGGGAUCGUCGUGGGCUGCGUAGCAGCGAUCGUACUCUGCAUCCUAUGCGCAUGGGUUUUUGUAUGGAAACCUAGAAGAAUGCGGAAGCAGAGCACGGUGCUGGUAGAAGAGAAGGGGGCUCACGACGCGCCAGAUCCAGCUCCGGAGCUGACAAGUGUGACCUUUCAUGAGUUGCCAGCCAAACACGGGGAUAGCGAACUAGAGGACAUUGUGACAGUACCAGAGCUGGGUAGGGAGGAGCAUGUUCAUGAGUUGCACCCCGAUUGCGUUCGAUGA